GGAGGAGGAGGAGUUGGAGAUAGAGAGAGGAAAAAGAAGGAAGAGACCCAGGCCUAAAUCAUUCCUGGCUUCCUUUUAAUAGUUUAAGCCAGCUAAAGGGGUGAAAAGGGAGGCUUCCCCAGAAAGGAAGAAGAGGGGAGAGUUUCCUUAACCCAACCCGCGAACGUGUGAAUGCGACUCCUGGUAGGCUACAGUGUUUGCAAAAAAAAGGGGGGGAGGAAAGAGAGGAGGAGAAUCUGGGCUUCGGCGAGUUUCCUUGCAAAAGGGGCUGAGUGCAUUGGAAGGAGCAGCAAGUUGGAUCCAGCUCUUUUCACCUGUACAUUCAUAACUGCUGGAGUUAACAAAGAGAAGUAAACGUCCAUCUGCUCGUUGGGUCAACCUCAGAAGGAUUCCGCAUGCAGACAUGGCGAGCUGUUGCUCAGUGCCCAGAUGCAACAACCGACGUUGGCGUGGAGCCCACGUCACGUUUCACAGGUUUCCUCUCACAAAGGAAGACCAGUUGAAAAAGUGGCUCGUGAACAUCGGACGCCAGAACUUCACUCCCUCGUACAACGACGUCGUGUGCUCAGAGCACUUUAGGAGGACAGAUUUUUGGGGCAAAGUGGCUUCCGGGCGACGGGAACUCAAACCCGGAGCAAUCCCGACUGUCGUUCGUCGGCCGAAAAAGGGCUCUGGAAAGGGUCUCGCUAAAAUGAGAAAGUGCCUCGUCCGGCGUAAACCGCCCGAUCUGGAACCAAGCAGCCAAACUUUGGCAGUCGGCGAAAGCGAUGUCAAAGCAGCAGCCUCCUCCAAGAGCGACAUUGUGAUCCUGGAGCAUUCGUACUCGGCUCCAGCAAGCCCAGCCUCUUCCGCCUUGGAUCUCCGGGUGGCGUCGAUCCGGGAGAAAAGCAGCGCCGCAGACUCAGAGGCGAGGAAAAGCCCUCGGCUCCUCCAGGCGAGGAUCAGGAGAGAAUGCAGGGAGAGGUCGGGGCCAAACGUCCCGGAGCAGCCCAUCGACAACUCGGACGCCCAGCGCCAGCACUUCCGCCAGUUCCGCUACGAGGCGGUCAAAGGGCCCCGAGAGCUUUGCAACCGGCUCUGGGACCUUUGCCACCAGUGGCUAAAGCCCGGGAAGCACACCAAAUUGCAGAUGCUGGAGCUGGUGAUCCUGGAGCAGUUCCUGGCCAUCCUGCCCCGGGAGAUGCAGGUCUACGUCAAAGAAGAGGGGCCCACGGACUGUAACCACGCCGUGACGCUGGCGGAGGAUUUCCUACAGAGUCAGCAAGAGGCAGAGGAGGGGGUGACUGAUUUGUCCAAAGCAAAGAAGACUCCCUCACAAGCUCGGCGUCUGCCACAAGCCAGAAGAAUCGUCAAGAAAGAGGACUGGGGUGGUGCCACACUGGAAGACAUGACUGUGAGCGACAGCCGGGCGGAGGGCGUUCCAGAGGAGGCCCCUGUGCCAGAAGUCGUAUCUCAGGAGGAAGUCUUCACUGUGGUUGAGGCUGCUGAAACAGGCGCCAUGAUGGGGAGCAAAGGCGAGGAGGGGAAGCCCUGCGAAGAAUUGCCAGGCGGAGGCGAGGACAAAGACGUGGAAGAGAACGGAGCGUCGGAAAAAGAGAAGGAGACAGUGGCAGCAGGAAAUGACCAAGCACAGAAGAACGAAGAUGAAAGCUGUCAGGCAGAAGGACCUGGGCGGGCAGGCAGCAGUGCGACAUCACUGGAAGACUGUGAAGGCGAUGGUUUGCAGGGUCUGAACCUCACUGUUCAUGAGAGGUCUCAUAUGGGGGAGAAGCCUUUUGGCUGCUCCAAGUGUGGGGAAAGCUUCAGCCGCAAAUCACUCCUUCUCGAACACCGAAGAUCUCACCCCGGAGACACGCGAUACGGAUGUUCCGUUUGUGAAAAAAGGUUCAACAAGCGAGCACGCCUCAUUGCACACGAGAGAUCUCAUACGGGAGACAAACCCUAUCAGUGCUCCGACUGUGGGAAGUCCUUUGGUCAGGAAGCAUCCCUUGCUACACACCAGAGGACCCACACUGGGGAGAAACCGUACGAGUGCCUCGAGUGUGGGAAAAGUUACCCGUGGAAAACAUCCCUUGCCGUACAUCAGAAAAUCCAUGCGGGAGAGACCUACACAUGCCCUGUCUGUGAGAAAAGCUUCAACCAGAAAUCGUUGCUUAGGAUACACAAGAGAAUCCACACGGCCGAGAAGCUGUACAAGUGCUCAGAUUGCGACCAGAGCUUCACCCUUGAAAAAUACCUGAAUGCACACAGGGUGAGGGCUCACACCCGAGAGAGGCCGCACGCGUGCGCCCAUUGUGACAAAACCUUCAUUUUCAAAUAUUCCCUCAUCGAACAUCAGAGAAUGCACACAGACGAGAGGCCCUUCAAAUGCUCAGAUUGCGGCAAGCGCUACAACGGGAAAGCAGCUCUCGUCGUACACCAGAAUACCCAUGCGGGAGAGAAACCCUACCUUUGCCAAGACUGUGGUAAGAGCUUCAAAACCAAAUGUGCCUUGACCGGACAUGAGAAGCGUCACAAAGGAGAGAAGCCCCACAAAUGCUCACACUGCGACAAAAGCUUCUACUGGAAGCAUCGCCUUGUUUUACACGAGAGAAUCCACACAGGCGAAAGGCCGUACCAGUGCCCCGAGUGCGGGAAAAGCUUCAGGUACAGAAACAACUUGACGAAGCACAAAAGGAACACGCACGAGACCAUUCGCACGGGGGACAGGACCUACCAGUGCUCGAUCUGUGGCAAAAGCUUCCGAUGGCGACGGAGUUUCAUUUUGCACGAGAGAGCCCACACAGGGGAGAAGCCCUACAAGUGCCCGGAAUGCGGGAAGAGCUUCAUGAGCAGAGUGUCCCUCAUAGUUCACAAGAGGAUCCACACAGGGGAGAGGCCCUACCAGUGCCCCGAGUGUGGCAAGAAUUUCAUUAAAAAACAGGCCCUCAGUAAACACAAGACAGUCCACACAGGGGAGAGGAGAUACCUGUGUACCGUAUGCGGACGGAGGUUCUCUAACAAAGGUAACCUGAUCAGGCACAUGAAAAUCCACACCGGCGAGAAACCGUACGUCUGCCCGAUAUGUGGGAAAAGUUUCAUUCAGAAGGUGUGCCUGAUUGAACACGAGCCGACCCACAGCAAAGAGAAGCCCUACGUCUGCCCGGAUUGCGGGAAAAGGUUCAAGCGGAAAAGGGGGUUCCUGUUGCAUUUGAGAAUGCACAGAGGGGAGGUGCCCCGCGAAAGCCCCAAGAAAAGCGCCAACGGCGGGGAAGCUGCCAGUGCAGGCACCAAGCCCCCCGCGAAAGAGAAGUCCCACCCCUGUUUGGACUGCGGGAAGAGCUUCCACUCCGAAUGCCACCUCAUUAUGCACCAGAGGACGCACACGGGAGAGAAGCCGUACCAGUGCACCGAGUGCGGGAAGAGGUUCAGCCAGCAGUCGUCCCUCAACACGCACCAGAGAGUCCACACGGGAGAGAAGCCGUCGCUGUGCACCGAGUGCGGGAAGCGCUUCCACAACAAGAGCAACCUGGCACGGCACCAGCGGAUCCACACGGGGGAGAAGCCCUUUGCGUGCCCCGAGUGCGGGAAAACCUUCAACCAGAAAGCCUCCCUGGAGGCGCACAAGGCCACCCACAGCAAAGAGAGCCCCUUCUCGUGCGCGGACUGCGGGAAGAGGUUCAAGCUGAAGGUGUCCCUCCUCGUGCACCAGCGGACGCACACGGGGGAGAAACCCUACGAGUGCUUGCAGUGCGGGAAAAGGUAUAUCAGGUGCUCGCAGCUGAGGAGGCACGAAAGGACGCACAUCAUGCAGGCAGAGUUGAUUGCUGAACCUGUUGAAGUUACAGAAUUUCCUGUGGAAGCAAUAAGCACUGCUGUGGCCCCAUUGCCAGUCCUGAGAGAGAGAGAGAACAUGGCUGCCGUAAAGCGAGGUGAUCUUUUGGCUGCGGGGCUGGAGUCCGAGGAGGCUCUGCAAGAUUCAGCUGCCCUCAAAGCAGAGAGGAGGAGGACUGAAAGCGCUCGGGCUGGGUGUGGCGUGGAAACCUGCAGAAAAACUGCUCCAGAGAUCUUGAAUCGAGACGCUCCGAAUUCCGGUGCCGAGUUCAGGCAGUUCAGGUACCAAGAGGCCAUUGGCCCCCACGAGGUUUGCAGCCGGCUCCUGUACCUUUGCUGCCGGUGGCUGAGGCCCAAGAGACUCACCAAGGAAGAGAUGUUGGAGCUGGUGGUCCUGGAGAAGUUCCUGGCUGUCCUGCCCCCGGAGAUGGAGAGGUGGGUCAGGGGAGGCCGCCCAGGGAGCUGUGUCCAGGCCGUAACCCUGGCGGAAGGUUUUCUACUGAAGCAGCAGGAGGACAGAGGGCAAACGGUCCAGGAGCCAUUCAUAGAGGUGGUUGGCCCUUUAUCUGAUGCAAAGAAGGUUCUGUCGGACGGCUUUGAAAGGCCGGGACGUGGAGCCAAAACCAGCACAAUGAAAUUCCACAGAGAUAAAGACAGUGAAAUGGCACCUGAGGCACAUUCUGAAUCUUCUCCCUUUUCUGCUGGAGGGGGGAAAGCCACCAUCCAGCCAGCUCAGGAGCCAGUGGUUUUCGAGGAGGUGGCUGUGAAUUUCACAGAGGAGGAGUGGGCCCUGCUGGAUCCAGGCCAGAGAGCAUUGUACCGGGAGGUUAUGUUGCAGAAUUACGGGAUGGUGGCCUCUCUAGAAGCUCUGCUGAUUCCAAAGCCUGACCUCAUCUGCCAGUUGGAAGAGGAAGAGUUCAUCGAGCAGUGUACUGAGAAAGGGGAGAGUUUUAAAGGCUGGAAGAGGGAGAAUGAGGAUGAAGUUUAUGAGGCUCCUGCGGAGAGACCUGAGGCUCAAGGUGCGAAAGAGAUAUUUGUGAGUGAAGAUGGACCAGAGGUGCAGGUUGGAAAGCCGGCAGUGAAGUGGAAGGACAGAUACCAUUAUUUGCACAAUGUGGAGUUCCACGAAAGCUCGUUCCAAAAGGAACCGUGCAAAGUAAGGAGGAGGAACGAGUGCGCUGUGUGUGGGCAGAUCUUCAGUCACAAAUCGAGCCUUGUUACUCAUCAGAGAAUCCACACAGGCGAGAGGCCCUAUAAAUGUGCAGUUUGUGGAAAGAGCUUCAACCGAAGGACGCGACUCACUUCACAUCAGAGGCUGCACACAGGGGAGAAGUUGUAUAGCUGUUCAAACUGCAGCAAGAGCUUUUGCGAAAAAUCGAGUCUUAAUGCCCAUCAGAGAAUCCACACAGGAGAGAGACCCUAUAAAUGUUUGAACUGUGGGAAAAGCUUCAGCCGCAGCUCAAACCUUAUUGCUCACCAGAAAAUCCACAUGACACAGAAACCCCGUAAUCACUCAAAAAGCAGCAAGGGCUUCUCUGUUCAGUCUAAGCAUGUUUCACGUGAGAGAAUUCACAAAGAAGAGAAGGAUCUGUGUAGUUCCGUAAUCUUUAGCAAGAGCAUCUCUAAUGACAUGAGUCUUAUUGGACAUCCAGAAAUAUAUGCGGAAGAAGAUCCUUAUAAAUGUUUUGACUGUGGAGAAAGCUUCAGUAAGAGCUCCAACCUUUUUAACCACCAGAGAAUUCACUUAGAGGAGAAACCAUACAAAUUCUGUAGCAAUAGCUUUUCAGACAAAUCCGGUCUUAUGACACAUCAAGGUAUCCACUCAGGAGAAAAAACAUAUAAAUGCUCAGUGUGUGAAAAGAGCUUCAGUCGCAACUGGAGCCUCCUUACACAUCAGAGAUACCACAGAGGGGAGAAACCUUAUAAAUGCUCGGACUGCAGCGAAAGCUUUUGCGACAAAUCAAGCCUUAUCAGGCACCAGAGAAUCCACACAGGAGAGAAGCUCUAUAAAUGCUUCAUUUGUGAGAAGAGCUUCAAUCAGAGCACAAACCUUUUCACACACCAGAGAAUCCACACGGGGGAAAAGCCGUAUAAGUGCAUCGAGUGUGGGAAAAGCUUUAACCAGAGCUCACAUCUUAUCAGGCAUCAGAGGCUCCACACUGGAGAGAAACCCUACAAGUGCUCCGAAUGUGGGAAAAGCUUCACUCAGAGUCCAAAUCUCAUUCGGCACUGGAAAAUUCAUGCCAGAGAGAACACGUAACGGCGGCUUUUUGACUUUUAUUUAGAAAAAUAAAAGCACCAAUCAGCCCACAAGAGAAUGACACAUUAGAUGACUUGUUACGAGCUCAAGCAAAUGAGAGGUGGAAGAUUCCUGCAUUUCAGGUGCUAGAUUGGAUGACCUUUUUGGUACCUUCCACUUCUAUGAUACGGUCGUGCAGCAGAAGAGUUUCGUGUGCAUGUAACAUUUCCCCAGAUCUCUCCGGGCUUUUUUCCCCUGCAGAGACUGCAGUCCCAUCCUAGUAGUAUAAGCAAGGUAGAGCUACAGUAUAGAGUUGGAAGUGUGAGUGUUCCGAGUUUUCGUGAAUAAAAUAAAUGUAGUGCUUAAGCAACUGCUAAGAACGUAAGAAAGAGCCCUUCUGGAUCAGGCCGAGGCCCUGUCUGGUCCAGCACUUUCAUCUCACAGCGGCCAACCAGAUGCUCCAAUGUAAAGCCACCAAGCAGACCCUGAGCACAGGUGGUACCCUCUCAAAACCACAGUUCCCAGCACCUAGUAUACUGCCUCCGUCUGGGGAGGCCGAUCAUGGCCUCUGUUGUGACAGAGCGCUAGAAACUAGAUGGUCAGUUUUUUGAAUUUUUGUACCAAUUUCAAUCUGCUUGCAUCUCAUUCGAGAUAAACUUGUUUCCCUCUGAGUUUCUCCUCUCCCUGGUCCUGUAUAAAAAUAAUACUGCAUUUCUUGCAAGAUCUGUGGUUGAGGUUAGGUGUCCGGUUGUUGUUGUUCCAGUCUCCACCACUGCCGUCCAACUUAGAUUCCCCAUUUCCCCAGACGCCCAGAACUCGAGUGCAAAUCUAGUAGCUGUUCGAAAUGAGAUGUUGGCAGGUGAAAGGAUUUAGAGAGACAACUCUGGUGCCUGUCCACUUCCUGCCAAGGGCGCUUUGUGCUUUCUAGCUCAGAUUUUGGCUUAGACCCGCCCCCUGUCUCUGCUCUUGGGGUCUUGGGGGUAAUCACGGAGGCUCAAGAGGAGGUGGAUGUCGGGCACAGACCAGCAGUAACUCGCAAGGUGUCAGUGAAGUUAACUCUUCAUUCAAAUAAACAAAACAUCUCAGGCCUAGUGAGCACAGCAACUUCCAUAGCAACAGCUUUCCAGGCAAACCCAGUCUUCCCAGUAGGCCUUGCCCCUAUGAGGCAGGACUGAAGGCCUUCCUACAGCUCUCUUUAAGUCUUCUCCCUCAGGUCCUUCCAGAGCAAUCAGAGACUCCAGGGCCUUGUCUGUCACCGCUCCACUGUCUUCAUUCCUCUUCUGGUCCUGGGAGACCAGUGGAGAGGGGAACUUAUCGUAGUAGGAGAAGGAGGAGGAGACACACGUGAUGCCAGCCUAACUCAAUCUCUGCCUCUGGUCCCCUCACCUCUCCAGGCUCCUCUUCUGCCACUGGUUCUGAACUGCUCUCUGCCACAGCCUCUUCCUGCUCACUAAACCCUGUUAACUUUUCAGUUUCUGACACCUCCUCCUCCCAGUCUUUUCCUUCCAACCACUCAUUGUUGUCCCACCACACACCCCCAGGCUCUGAGCCUUCUUCCCCUGGGGGUUCCCCAGUUGCUACCUCCCACCACUUUUCUGCAUCCAGCCACUCCGUGACAUCACGGGGGUGGGGGGCUUGUGCAUCUACAGGUGGUGUGUCAGGUCUCUCCCAUUCCUCAGUCUUCCUCCAGUGCAGGGGCCCCCAAACUUACCUGGCUUCGGGCCAGUUCCUCCGGCGCUGAUGGCGCGAUGAGCCGGUAGGGCGGGAGAACGUGCUCCCAUACGAGCGCACACUUGCUUUUUCUGGCGCGGCGCCGGAAAUGGCUUCUGCGCAUGUGCAUACAUCAUUUCCGGUGCACUUCCAGGUCCGGUGCGGCACCAGAAAUAGCUUGUGUGCGUGCGUAUGGGAGCGUGUUCCCCCGUUCUCCGGCCCGCGCAUGUGCACAAGCUAUUUCUGGCGCCGCAAUGACCUGGAGAUGGGCAACCGCACUGCGACACGCCAGUAAGAGCAGGUGGCAUCGGGGGCCGCACAAUUGGCUCGCGCGGGCCACAUAGAGUCCCUAUCCUCUUCCCUGCUGCGUUCUGCACGGGCAACACAAAGGCUGAGGAGGAGAAAGGUGAUGGCCAGAGCCGCCUGAAGUUUCCAACUAAACAUACCGAAACUGGCCCAUGGGUGAUGGGAGUCCACCAACAUUGGGAGCGACAGAAGUUUCUGCACGUCCAGGGGGUGGUUUGCUAGGGACAUCCGCUGGUAAACAGCAACCCGUUCUUGACGACAAGCUGGGCUGUAUGUCGAAAACCAUCAGGAAACCCAUUCAGUUAAUAUGGGGGGGGGAGAGAGGAUGUGUCCUGACCUGAACUGGGGAACCGCAGUUAAAAAACAGGAAGCAGAGGCAGAGGGACCAACCAUCAGCUUUCACAAUGGAGGAAUGUAAACAGGAUCUGUCCUGCAAAAAAGGCCGAUGCUAUUUCAAGCCUGCCGCAACUGGCUUGGCAUCUUUGGCGAGGAUCGGUGUUGCUGAGUUCAUGGAAGGCAUAGAAAUGUUUGCCACCCAUUCCACGAAACGAGAGCACCCAUAAGAAUCUGCUUGGGUUUGGUUUUCCACAAGGAGGAAAAACCAAUGCGGACCUCCAAAUGUUUGCCCAUCAGUUGGUGCAAAAUGCAGGUAUUGCAACUGCUCACAUGCUGCCCAACAGGUAUUUAAAAUGGUUGGCAUCUGCCUGUCUUGAGAGACAAUGGAGUGCGCCUCCGAGGGUGAAGUCAAACAGGUGGGGGAUCACAGCGGCUGCUGUGGCUGCAGAGGCCAGCAACACAUAACUGCUGCUUCCCAGCCACCCUCAACAAACUGCAGUUUGCAUAAUUCUUUUGAGAAGCCAUGGCUGAUUGACGUGGCAUGGCACGUGCUUUAAAUGUACAGUGCAGAUGGGGUGUAAAAUUGCAUAUUCACCUGAGAAUUCUCUCCUCUAGGUAGGCAAAGGUUUUAGCUAACAAAUGGAAGUUUAUUUUGUCCCUACUUCAUGCAUGGUCUUUCACAGUACUGCAGGAGGUGGUGAUGGCUGCUAACCUUUAAAAGGGGAUCAGGCAAACCCAUGAAGGAUGAGGCUAUCAAUGGUCCAUCCGCAUGAAGGAUAUAUGGAACCUCCAUCUUCAGCAGCAGUUGUACCUCUGAAUAUGAGAUGUGGAACAGCAGGGCAGUGCCUCUCUAGCCUGCUUGGUAUC
This is a messenger RNA of Zootoca vivipara (common lizard), 9271 nucleotides long. NCBI's taxonomy places the organism in Eukaryota, Metazoa, Chordata, Lepidosauria, Squamata, Lacertidae. The record is from RefSeq and is a predicted model, not a curated record.